Messenger RNA from Drosophila bipectinata, 4472 nucleotides. RefSeq names its product Protein phosphatase Slingshot (gene ssh). The record is from RefSeq and is a predicted model, not a curated record. Gene Ontology annotation, cellular component: cytoplasm. Gene Ontology annotation, biological process: protein dephosphorylation; actin cytoskeleton organization; negative regulation of actin filament polymerization. Lineage: Eukaryota; Metazoa; Arthropoda; Insecta; Diptera; Drosophilidae. Gene Ontology annotation, molecular function: protein tyrosine/serine/threonine phosphatase activity; actin binding.
UGUUUUACCGCCGACUCUGGCAACGCCGACCAAAUCGUUUGUAGCUAUCUUCGUCGUCAUGCAUUGUUGGAAAUAAUAGUGAAAAGUAUUUACAAAUUUAGCAAAAUCGUUUGUGACGUUUCGAUCCAAGUACACGAACCUCGCCACGUCGGUUAUAAAAAAGAACGGCAGUAGCCGCCUGCCAAGAGCGUCCAGCGCGGUGACUGUCGGGUAGCUGCAAGGAGGAAAGGAGCGACGAGCCGAGUGCAGCGACAAGAAAAUGCAUUUGUAGCCCUCAAACACGCUCGUACACAAAGACACACACACACACAGGGUCGCGCAAGCACACAUUGAAACUGACGCAGGCUGCAACAGCCAGGAGAACAGGAGACCCAGGAUCAGGAGCAGCUUCAUCAUCAGCAACGGCAGCAGGAGGAGGAGGAGGCGGCGGCGGAAAAAAGGGAGGAGCGGGAGCAGCAACAACAAAUGGCGCUGGUGACAGUGCAGCGCUCUCCCAGUGUGGCUGGCUCCUGCUCGAAUUCGGAUGGCGAGGCCGAGGACGACGAGGGCAAUAGCAAGCAGGGUGAGUGCAUCGACGCCGGCAGGGACAUUGCCCUGGUCCUGGAUCUCCCACCAAAGGACCAAAGUGAGCGCCGGCUGAGCACCGACUCCACCCGUUCCAGCAACAGCACGCAGAGUAACAACUCGGACAUUCAGCUCCAUUUGCAGUCCAUGUUCUUCCUGCUGCAUCGCGAGGAUACCCUAAAGAUGGCCGUUAAGUUGGAGUCACAACGGUCCAACCGCACCCGAUACCUUGUGAUCGCUUCCCGCAGCUGUUGCCGCUCUUCGACCAGCGAACAUCGCCGCCAUCGGAUCAUGCGCCACAACUCGGCAAAGGUUAGUGGAUCCUCGGGCAGCGGGUCGGGCGGCGCCACUACGCAACGGCAGAUGUCCGAGGAUCAUGCGGCCAGCGGAGCGGUGACAAGCACACCAGCUAGUAAAUGUGAUAAGUCAGCGGACAAAGAGAAUGCCACAGCGGCCGGCGAUAACAAGAAUACCUCGGGCAUGGAGGAGUCCUGUCUUCUGGGCAUUGAUUGCAACGAGCGGACCACGAUCGGCCUGGUGGUGCCCAUUUUGGCAGACACCUCCAUUCACCUGGACGGUGAUGGUGGCUUUAGUGUCAAAGUCUUCGAGAAGACGCACAUAUUCAAGCCCGUUUCAGUACAGGCCAUGUGGUCCGCGCUUCAGACACUGCACAAAGUGUCGAACAAGGCUCGUGAAAACAACUUCUAUGCCAGCGGUCCCUCACACGACUGGCUGUCCAGCUACGAGAGCCGCAUCGAGUCUGACCAAUCCUGUCUGAACGAAUGGAAUGCCAUGGAUGCACUCGAGAGCCGACGUCCCCCCUCGCCCGAUGCCAUACGAAACAAACCCACGAAGAAAGAGGAAACCGAGAGUGUCAUUAAGAUUAAGCUGAAGGCCAUCAUGAUGUCAGUGGAUUUGGACGAGGUUACCUCCAAGUACAUACGCGGCAGGCUAGAAGAGAUUCUAGACAUGGACCUGGCCGAGUACAAGUCAUUCAUUGACGAGGAAAUGCUUCUUAUACUUGGUCAGAUGGAUGCGCCAACCGAAAUAUUCGAGCACGUAUACUUGGGCUCGGAAUGGAAUGCCAGUAACUUGGAAGAACUGCAAAAGAAUGGCGUUCGCCAUAUUCUCAAUGUGACACGGGAAAUCGACAACUUCUUUCCGGGCACCUUCGAGUACUUUAAUGUGCGUGUCUAUGACGAUGAGAAGACCAAUCUCUUGAAACACUGGGAUAGUACGUAUCGAUACAUUUCCCGGGCCAAGGCCGAGGGAUCGAAGGUUCUGGUGCAUUGCAAGAUGGGCGUUAGCCGAUCUGCUUCCGUUGUGAUUGCGUAUGCAAUGAAAGCCUACCAGUGGGAGUUCCAGCAGGCAUUGGAGCAUGUAAAGAAGCGCCGAAGCUGCAUAAAGCCGAACAAGAACUUCCUUACCCAGCUGGAGACGUACAACGGAAUGCUGGACGCCAUGAAAAACAAGGAGAAGUUGCAGCGCAGCAAGAGCGAGACCAACUUGAAGAGCACAAAAGACGCACGUCUGCUGCCUGGAAGUGAGCCCACGCCUCUCAUCCAGGCUCUCAACCAGGCCAAGUCAAAGUCCACUGGGGAGACGGCAGGUGUCACUCCGGAUGGCGAGCAGGAGCCGGACAAGCGGCUGCAUCGACGCUCUACCGCCCAAAAAUCCCAGCGACGCAUGGUUCGACGUUCAAGUAGCACAUCGCCGAAAACCCAGACUGCUGUAGUCACUAAGCAACAAAGUCAGUCCAUGGAGAACUUGACGCCAGAGCGCAGCGUGGCCGAGGAACCGAAAAACAUGCGAUUCCCAGGCAGCAAUGGCGAGAACUACAGCGUCACUCAGAAUCAGGUGCUGCACAUCCAGAAGCACACGCCUCUGUCUGUGCGUACGCGGGUUCACGAUCUCGAGGCGCACCGAGCGGACCAACUGCCACCGCCUUCACAGAGCCAUCAGUCCCAACAGCCCGUUUGGACUGCCCUAAGCAAGCUGAUCACUCAAACUUCGCAUCUGGGAGGAACGUCGCGUCGCGACUCCGGGUCAUCGGAUGUGUUUUCCUCGCAGGUGGACAGUGUGUUUGCCCGAGAGGAGCGCGAAAAGCGGCAGCGCCGCAAAACACAGUCCUGGACGGAGUCUUUCGGACCCAGUGGGGGUAUCGUUCUGGACCAGCAGCAGCAGUCCAGCUCGGGAUCUAUCGUGCUGCGGCCACGCGGACCGCGCCAAAGAGAACUGCCUUCGCGGCAUGCCAGCUGGGGAUCAGGGGACAACCGAAGCAGUCUGAAUUUAAGGACCAGCUCGUGUUCCUACUACGACAGCAAUCGCAAUGCCACGACAACGGCCAUUGUCGAGGGCCAGAUCCAGGAUCUUAAGCGCAGCAGUAACUGCAACAUAAGCGAAGGAGAAGUCGUUGGUGUUGGCGAGGGCACCGUAAAGCGCACUAAGCAGAAACUAGAGGAAAAUAAGGCGUCGUUGAAAAAGCGCUGUCAGGAGGACAACAGUCAGGAGCAGCAGCUCCUCGAGACAGUGGAUAGUAGCGGCGGUGGACAAAAAAGGAGCCCAAGCUUACAAAGGAGCACCUCCUCGGCGCACAGCCCACGGCAAAGGCAACCACUGCGCUGCAACAGCGAGGAACUGAUGCACACCAGCGACAUUGAAAACAAGAACACCACCCACGGAGACCAGGCGGACGUGGUGGAGCUGCGGCAGGCCCAGAAUCCAUCGCUGGCCGAAGACCAGCGUAUUUCGGGCAACGUGCAAAUACUCAAGCAGAACUUUGAAGCCAAAGCGGGUGUGGUAGGGAGCGUUGGUGGAGGUGGGGGUGGUGGAAACGGAACCGGAACCGUUGUUGGAUCCGUAUCCGGAUCGGGUAGCAGUGCUGCGGCGACGGGGGUUGGGACGAGUGGUGGAUCCGUCAAUCCAAAUCCGUGUAAAAAGUCAUCCAGCCACCAAUCACUGCCCUCGUCGCCGGUAGCACAGCAUGCCAAUCAUGUGUCCACCGCCUCGAACUCCAACUCAUCCGAUUCCAGCGUAAGCGAAAAUUGUGAUCGUAAUGUAAAAGGUCUAGUGCAUAAAUAUCAAACUACUACUUCCUGCAGUAGCCAGGCCAACACCACACUGCCGCUCGCAACCACCGCCGCCAGCAACAUCAACGUGAACAACUCCAGCACCGGCAGCAGCACCACCACGACAACCACCACUAGCUUCAAGCAACGACCGCGCUCCUACUACGACCGCUCGCUGUCUAACCGAUCCACGCACGAUUACAGUGACAGUCGCCCGCCACCCGCACCCGUACGCAGCAGUAUGCCACAUCAUCCACACCACCAGACGCAGCAGCAACAGCCGGAGCAACAGGUGCAAAUUCGACGGCUGGCACAGCACGGAAAGACGCAUCCUCUGAGCAGGCUAAGUGCUCCCAAAACGGGCUUUAACACGGCCGCCUACAACACCAUGUAAAGCUCCAACAUCUGCUUAUCUGCCUGAUACAUGCAACUUUCAACGUGCAAUUCAUAAGAUCGCUCCAUCCAACCGCCCUCGCUUUACGUAUUUAUAUGUUUUCCAGCUUUCGCCCAUUUGUUUGUGUUUUUUUGUCCAACAAUCCAAUGUCCAACACCACCACCUCCCACCACAGACCACAGCCCACAUACAGCCCCGCCCCACCCCCUUAUGCCUUAUGUUUCUUGUUGUUGUUGUUGUAUAGGGCGUCCAUUAACGCGAUCCUGUGUCUGUAAUAUGUGAAAAGAACUACAAACAAAAAUAUUAGACAUGAUGAUAUGAAAACAAAGCAAAAACAACCUAUGGAAAAGAAACUGUAUUUGUACUUUUAAAUUACUUGUAACUGUAUACAUAUUUAUUUUAUAUUAUGCAAGAACUGCCUACGAAUAAACGAUUUAUUGUAUAUA